This is a messenger RNA of Letharia columbiana, 324 nucleotides long. RefSeq lists its product as uncharacterized. The record is from RefSeq and is a predicted model, not a curated record. The coding region runs from base 1 to 324 and encodes 107 amino acids. The transcript has 2 exons. Lineage: Eukaryota; Fungi; Ascomycota; Lecanoromycetes; Lecanorales; Parmeliaceae.
AUGUCAUCAUUCAGCCGUGACGCAUUGUCUAUCGUCGAGGAUAUCCUCCCGGACGAAUUCGGUGGAGGAGAUCAUAGUACUCUCGUCGCAGACAGGCCGGAGGGCAUCAUAACAGCCGCCAAUGGUCAGACGAAGCUCUAUGCAGUCAGUCAAUCCGGCAGCCAAAAGAAGGUCAAUAUGAUGUCGCCCGCUCUCCGGCGUGAGUUGAAAAGAUUGGCGCAGAGUGGAGAAGGGUCGACGAUCGUUGUCGAUGGGGUGAAGUACAGGUUUAUUUCGCACAGCGGCGAUAGUGGAACUACCACGCCAGUCUCGAACUUGAGCUGA